AUGCAAAUGGGCCUCCAGUCUGAAAAGCUAGCUUUUGUUACCGGUGCCAACGGCAUCAGCGGCUUUGCAAUCACCGAGCACCUCGUUCGACAGCCCAGGGAGGAAUGGUCUAAGAUCAUUGUGACAUCGAGACGACCGCUCCCAAAUCCCUGGAUCGACCCGCGUGUCGAGUUCGUCGCCCUCGAUUUCCUCGCUCCUUUGGAGAAGAUCAUUGCAAAGAUGAAAGAUAUCUGCGCCCCGGUUACGCACGCAUUUUUCACGUCCUACGUCCACAACGACGAUUUCAGGGUCCUCCGUGAGAAGAAUGUUCCUCUGUUCCAUAAUUUCCUCGACGCGCUGGAUACUACGGGUGGCAAGUAUUACGGAGUGCAUCUCGGUCCUGUCAAAGUUCCUCUGGAGGAGGACUUUCCCCGUUACAAUGACCAGGGGUACAAUUUCUACUACAGUCAGGAGGACUAUCUGCGGGCAGUUCAGAAGCGACGGCGCACCUGGUCGUAUAAUAUUAUCCGUCCAAAUGCCAUAAAUGGAUUUGCACCUCACGCCAUGAAUGAAGAGCCAGCUCUAAGUGAUCCGCGAUUCUCUAGCAAACAGCAUGUCGGGGCAUUAACCAUUGUCAUCUACAUGCUUAUCUGCCGUGAGCUUAACGAGCCCGCCAAAUUCCCCGGCAAUGAGUACUUCUGGAACUCCGUUGAUGACAGCUCUUAUGCUCCUAGUCUUGCUGAUCUUUCAGUCUGGGCCGUAAGCCACGACCACUGCAAAGAUGAGGCCUUCAACCACGUGAAUGGUGAUGUCUUUGUGUGGAAGUACCUGUGGCAGGACAUUGCGGAGUACUUUGGCCUUAAGGUCCCUGAGCCCAAGUUCGAAAAGGCUGCUGGUCAAGCUGAAACCCUAAGCAAUGAGAUUGACAUGGUGGAAUGGGCAAAAGAUAAGAAGGAGGUAUGGGAGAGAGUAGUCCAGAAGUACGGGGGCAAGCGUGAAGCCUUUGACUGGGGCACAUGGGGGUUCUUCAACUGGGCUACAGGUAAGUCAUGGCUGAUGAUCUCAUCAAUCAGCAAGGCUAGGAAAUUCGGUUGGCAUCGGGUUGAUAAGACACUCGACACCUGGAUCGAAACAUAUCGGUCAUUUGAGAACGCGGGUGUUCUUCCGUCGCAUAGGGAGUUGUUACAAAAUAGUUAAGGCUACUGAAAGACGGUCUCGAAGAGGAUCGACGGGUACGACUCGUGCAUCAUCACAUGGGCGAAUGUAUUUGACCGGGAUGAGGUUCCAGUCAUGCACCUCAGAUUCCUGCCCAGAACGUAUUCCAUAUCCUUUGGAUAGAAACGGAAUUACGUGAAACGCUGAGUCA
Aspergillus novofumigatus IBT 16806 is the source of this 1345-nucleotide messenger RNA. Its product is annotated as SDR family oxidoreductase. The record is from RefSeq and is a predicted model, not a curated record. Lineage: Eukaryota; Fungi; Ascomycota; Eurotiomycetes; Eurotiales; Aspergillaceae. The transcript has 6 exons. The coding region runs from base 1 to 1176 and encodes 391 amino acids.